Messenger RNA from Panicum hallii, 1341 nucleotides. RefSeq names its product cysteine-rich repeat secretory protein 38-like. Lineage: Eukaryota; Viridiplantae; Streptophyta; Magnoliopsida; Poales; Poaceae. Bases 367 to 1203 code for a protein of 278 amino acids. The transcript has a single exon. The record is from RefSeq and is a predicted model, not a curated record.
AACCAAUCAUUAAAAAAAAAUCCCAGAAAGGCAACGUGACAGUAACAGAUGCUCGUGCAGCCACACCCAGAGUCCCAUGGUCAGCGUUGGUUGCCUUUCCUGCCACCCUCCCCAACGCGACCGUGUCCAGCAACCCGCGAGCUCAUCGGCCGGGGCGAGCACGACCUCGUCCAGGAGGCGCCGGGCCCUGUUCUCCGUUAACAUCCCCACCCGCGCCCCGGUCCAGCCCCAACAACUCCUCACCACGACCGUCCGUGUCCGUCCGGGGUCGUUUCAACACCGGCGCCCCCGCGUCGUCAUCGUCUUCCCUCCUGGCUCCUUCCCAUCCCAUUCCUCUCUUUAUAAGAGGCGGACACCGUCACUCGGAUGCUCUACGCUACGACCCUCGGCUCACAGCUCCGCAUCCAUCGUUUUCAGUUUCAGCCGCCACCGCACCGCAGCGCCAUGGCUCCUCAAGCCGCAUUCCUCCUCGUGCUUCUUGCAGCUUCUUCGGCUGCCGGCUCCUCCUCGGCCACGGACGAGCCGGUCGCGUCGUGCUCCGGCGCGGGAAGCUUCGCCGCCGACGGCGCGUUCGCGGGGAACCUCCGCCGCCUCAUGUCCCUCCUCGAGACCAAGGCCCCCGCCUUCGGGUUCGACAUCGCCACGGCCGGCGACGGCGGCGAGCGCGUGCACGGCCUCGCGCUCUGCCGCGGCGACGUGGCGCGCGCGGCGUGCGCCGAGUGCGUCCGCGCCGCGGCGUCGCACGCGCGGCGCCUGUGCGCGUCCAAGACGGACGCCGUCGUGUGGCUCGACGCCUGCACGCUCCGCUACGCCGCGGGCCGCCCCUUCUUCGGCGAGGUCGACCGCGACCACCGCGCCUUCGCGCCCGCCGUCGUUCUCCGGACCACGCCGCCGUCGUCAGGGUCGGCCGAGCUCGACCGGGAGGUCGCCGGCAUGCUGCGGCGGCUGACCAGGACGGCGUACCUCUCCCCGCUGAUGUUCGCCGCCGGGGAGGCCCGGACGUCGGCGGCCGGCGCCGGCGGGCAGCAGAGGCUGCGCGCGAUGGCGCAGUGCACCAAGGACCUCUCCGGCGGGGACUGCAAGGCGUGCCUGGAGGCCGCCAUUGGGCAGCUGGUGGCGAGGGGGUGCGCGCCGGAGGGCGGCAGGGUGCUCGGCGGGAGCUGCAGCCUCAGAUACGAGCUGUCCCCGUUCUUCGAUUCCUAAGAUAGCUACUGCCACUAACCAACCUGCAUCGGUGGUUUGGUUGGCACUUGUAAAUUGUCAGAUUGUUGUGACGUCGUGCAUAGUCAAGAUUCCAAGGGAAUCAAAUACAAACAAAAGUGAUUAUUGUUCCUUUCUGGA